AUGAGCGGCGGGGGCGGGGCGGGGUCCAGGUGCGCCUCGGCGUACACUUGGCAGAGCGCCUGGGAGCCGCCUGUGGGCAGGAGAGAAUCUGUCAAAUGCGAGGUUCCUUUAAUAAGAGCGACCAGUCCGGCUCCGAGAGUCAUGGCGACCGCAGCGUCUAACCACUACAACAUCCUCACCUCCAGCGCAUCCAUCGUGCACUCGGAGCCCGGCAGCAUGCAGCAAGCCACGGCGUACCGGGACGCGCAGAGCCUGUUGCAGAGCGACUACCCGCUGCAGAGCAACAGUCACACGCUCAGCCACGCACACCAGUGGAUCACGGCGCUGUCCCACGGAGAGGGAGCGCCGUGGUCCUCCAGCCCGCUCGGCGCAGAGCAGGACAUCAAGCCCGCGGUGCAGGGCGCCCGGGACGAGAUGCACAACUCCAGCAGCAACCUGCAGCACCAGUCGCGGCCGCCCCACCUGGUGCACCAGACGCACGGGAACCACCACGACGGCCGGGCGUGGAGAACCACCACCGCGGCGCACAUACCAAGCAUGGCGACGACGAACGGCCAAAGCCUUAUUUACUCCCAGCCGGGCUUCAGCGUGAACGGGCUGAUCCCGAGCAGCGGGCAGGGGAUGCACCACCACAACCUAAGAGACAGUCAUGACGACCACCACAGCCCGCACCUCAGCGAACACGGCCACCCUCCGUCCCAGCAUCAGCACCAGCACCGGCCGCAGAGCCACCACGACCACUCGGACGAGGAUACGCCGACCUCGGACGACCUGGAGCAGUUCGCCAAGCAGUUUAAACAGCGGAGGAUCAAGCUGGGCUUCACGCAGGCGGACGUGGGACUCGCCCUGGGGACCCUGUACGGAAAUGUGUUUUCCCAAACCACCAUAUGCAGGUUUGAGGCCCUGCAGCUCAGCUUCAAAAACAUGUGCAAGCUGAAGCCUCUGUUGAACAAGUGGCUGGAGGAGGCGGACUCCACCUCGGGCAGCCCGACCAGCCUGGACAAAAUCGCGGCGCAGGGGAGGAAAAGGAAAAAACGGACUUCGAUCGAGGUAAGCGUAAAGGGAGCUUUGGAGAGCCAUUUUUUGAAGUGCCCUAAACCGGCAGCGUCGGAAAUAAUCACCCUGGCGGACAGUCUGCACCUGGAGAAAGAAGUGGUGAGGGUUUGGUUUUGUAACAGGAGACAGAAGGAGAAACGCAUGACCCCUCCCGGAGGAGCUCUGCCGGGGAGCGAGGAUGUGUACGGGGACACGCCGCCGCACCACGGGGUCCAGACCCCGGUCCAAUGA
This is a messenger RNA of Xiphias gladius (swordfish), 1287 nucleotides long. RefSeq names its product POU class 3 homeobox 2b (gene pou3f2b). The coding region runs from base 1 to 1287 and encodes 428 amino acids. The transcript has a single exon. Gene Ontology annotation, cellular component: nucleus. NCBI's taxonomy places the organism in Eukaryota, Metazoa, Chordata, Actinopteri, Istiophoriformes, Xiphiidae. Gene Ontology annotation, biological process: brain development; regulation of transcription by RNA polymerase II. The record is from RefSeq and is a predicted model, not a curated record. Gene Ontology annotation, molecular function: DNA-binding transcription factor activity, RNA polymerase II-specific; RNA polymerase II cis-regulatory region sequence-specific DNA binding.